AAAGCACACCAAGAAAAUAAUAUUCCAGUAUUUAGAAUUUUCCAUUGUUCAUAGUGACAAGUGUAAAUUCAACUUCGCUGCUGUCUAAUUCUCUGAUUUUCAAUUCCGCAAGGCACAAUAAAGUUAAUUGGUUGUUUACUGUAUAAUAGCCUUUGCUCAUUUUUGACCGCCAUAAAUUGUGGGCUUUCACUAAAUCAUUGAUGCUUCUGCUUUUUUGGGCACUAAAGUGAGGGUUCUUCACUCAUACUACAUUAUUUUUGCUGUAUUAAUCCAACCCCUAAUAUGGUUUGUUUGCGGUUUUUUUAAAUGUAACCUCGAUUAGUCGUUCGUUGCUUAAUAGAUCUUAACCCAUCUAGUUUGUCUGCUGAAAUCUGAUUUUAUCCGUGCGUUAAUGUUGAAUUUCUUGUUCUAUUUGUGGAUAUUUAUUGAAUUGGGAUAAAACCCAUUUGUUGGAUUUUCCUUUACAGCGUAUUUGUCCAUAGGCUUUGCAUUCGAAUUUGUUGUUUAUUUGAGAGGUUUUGAAUGAGGGAUAAGAGUGCGCGAUGUGGUGAGAAAUGAAGUUCGGUGUUUUUGAGAGAUGGGGUGUGUUUUUGGAAAAGAGAUUUCAUCAACUGGGCCUCCUACUGGCCAGGUUGUAACUGAUAAUGGGAGGGAUAUUCAGGGAGGGAGAGAUCCAGUCGCACAGUCGGGGAGGAGAGAGAAAGUAGUAGUUGGUUCUGUAAGUAAGGCAGAGGACCACAGUGGCUGCGAAGGCGGAGGGGGUGGUGAAUUUCAGAAUGGUGGAGAUCAGAAGGAGGAGCCUAAGGAUGGAAAUGUGCGAAAGCCGAGAGGUGAGAGGAGGAGGUCUAGGCCAAAUCCUCGUCUAAGUAAUCCCCCAAAGAACAUCCAUGGUGAGCAAGUGGCUGCUGGAUGGCCAGCUUGGCUCUCGGCAGUUGCAGGGGAGGCAAUUAAUGGAUUGACCCCUCGUCGGGCUGACGCAUUUGAGAAACUUGAUAAGAUUGGACAAGGUACUUACAGUAAUGUCUAUAAAGCUAAAGAUACCUUAACGGGGAACAUUGUUGCAUUAAAGAAAGUCAGAUUCGAUAAUUUGGAGCCCGAGAGCGUGAGAUUUAUGGCUCGAGAGAUUUUGAUUUUGCGUCGUUUGGACCAUCCAAAUGUUUUGAAAUUGCAAGGGUUGGCGACUUCAAGGAUGUCAUGUAGUUUGUACCUAGUGUUUGAUUAUAUGGUGCAUGAUUUGGCUGGCUUGGCUUCAAGCCCCGGAAUCAAAUUUACAGAACCUCAGGUCAAAUGCUACAUGCAUCAGCUAUUGUCAGGCCUUGAGCACUGCCAUAACAGGCACGUGUUGCAUCGUGAUAUUAAGGGGUCAAAUCUCCUAAUUGAUGAUGGAGGAAUUCUUAAGAUUGCUGAUUUCGGUUUGGCUUCGACAUUUGACCCUAACAAGAAGCAGCCGAUGACCAGUCGAGUGGUUACUCUUUGGUACAGGCCUCCGGAGCUGCUUCUUGGUGCCACCGAUUAUGGUGUAGGUGUGGACUUGUGGAGUGCUGGGUGUAUUUUAGCGGAGUUAUUUGCUGGGAGGCCCAUCAUGACUGGGCGGACAGAGGUGGAACAGCUGCACAGGAUUUUCAAGCUAUGUGGCUCUCCGUCAGACGAAUAUUGGAAAAAAUCAAAACUACCGCAUACAACCAUAUUCAAGCCUCAACAGUCAUAUAAAAGAUGCAUAGCAGAGACAUUUAAAGAUUUCCCGCCAUCAUCACUGCCAUUAAUUGAGACUCUACUUGCAAUUGAUCCAGCUGAGCGUCAAACUGCUACAGCUGCAUUAAACAGUGAAUUCUUCAGAACAGAACCUUAUGCAUGUGAUCCAUCAAGUCUUCCAAAGUAUCCUCCCAGCAAGGAGAUGGAUGCUAAGAGGCGUGAUGAAGAAGCUAAAAGGCUAAGAGCUACUGGUAGAGCUAAUGCUGGCGGUGUGAAGAAAACACGUACACGGGAACGACCAAUGCGGGCAAUCCCUGCUCCUGAAGCCAAUGCUGAGCUGCAAGCCAAUAUUGAUAGGCGGCGACUGAUUACACAUGCGAAUGCAAAGAGCAAAAGCGAAAAAUUUCCUCCCCCACACCAGGAUGGAGGACUUGGUUAUCCUUUGGGCGCUUCACAUCACAUGAAUCCGGCCUUUGAUCCUCCUGAUGUCCCAUUCAGUUCCAUGAAUUUCUCAUAUUCCAAGGAACCCAUUCAAACUUGGUCGGGCCCAUUGGUGGACCCCUCUGCUGUCGGUGCUCCACGAAGAAAGACGAAGCCAUCGAAGAAGGAUAAGAACUCCAAUCGGAACGAGGAGAAAGGUAACAUGUAAUAUAUCACUAUUCUAUACUUUCAGCAAAAUCAACACUUUGAGGAGCACACACACUGCAAAUUCAUGUCUUGUAUCUGACUAUUUGAGAGGUAGAGUAUCUUUCGUUUCCACAUUUGUUUCUAUCAUUUUUGGUAUCAUGAGGUAUUAUAAAUGUUAAAUUCUUUUCCUCGUGCGUUGACUUACAGUGUCUUGAUUAGUGAAGAAUUAUAAUAAGAACUCUAAAUAUUUCUUUGUU
Molecule: messenger RNA, 2576 nt
Organism: Olea europaea var. sylvestris
Lineage: Eukaryota; Viridiplantae; Streptophyta; Magnoliopsida; Lamiales; Oleaceae
Product: probable serine/threonine-protein kinase At1g54610
Exons: 7
Coding region: 578-2341 (587 amino acids)
Biological process (GO): positive regulation of transcription elongation by RNA polymerase II; protein phosphorylation
Cellular component (GO): nucleus; cyclin-dependent protein kinase holoenzyme complex
Molecular function (GO): cyclin-dependent protein serine/threonine kinase activity; RNA polymerase II CTD heptapeptide repeat kinase activity; ATP binding
Source: RefSeq, a predicted model, not a curated record